AUGACGAGUUUCAACUUGUUUCGCCGAAAUGGCAAUGACUUGAACACCACAUCGAAGGAUAAUGAAGACGACUCGAGGGACAUCUCCAAAUAUCCAGAGUCCACCCUAUCUAUUCCUGUCACCAUGGGAACAUCUGUCACCUUGUCCAUGGAUAGUCCUACAAGUUCCAUGAAAUCCCCCUCAAUACAGAAACAGGAAAUUGACUUAGAAUUGGAAAUGCUAUCAAUGGAGCUAGAGACACACGGGCGGCUUUGGUCAUGGAGAGGGUCCUUGAUUUUGCUCGUGACUUCGGGCUCACAGUUUCUCGAUAAUGUCUUUAUGACAAGUUCGAACAUCGCCUUAGCUUCCAUCCAAGAAGAAUUUGGUGUAUCUGAGACAAAUUUACAAUGGAUGAUAUCCGCCUACACGUUGGCAUUUGGCGGGUUUUUAUUACUCGCCGGAUCUUUGUCUGAUCGAUAUGGACGAAAGCUGAUUCUCUGCAUGGGCCUCUUUUGGCUAACGUUGUGGACGCUAGCCAUUGGAUUUGGCCAGUCAUUCAUCCAGCUUACCGUUUUCCGUGGGAUUCAAGGCAUUGGUGCUUCAUUGACCGUUCCGUCUGCUAUUGGAAUUAUUAGCUCCUAUUUCACAGGCGUGGACCGAACUCGUGGGCUAUCAAUCUAUGCCGCUUCUGGAACAGUCGGUUUCGGUGCAGGCCUUAUCUUUGGUGGCUUCCUCACCUCCUCGCUGGGUUGGAGGUACCUUUUCUAUUUGAUCCCUAUCAUCCCCGGCUCUCUGGGUAUUUUGGGAGUGUUUGUGCUACCCCAAGAUCGUGAGGUCACCAAGGAAAGAGAAAAGAUGGAUUAUCUUGGCGCUGUUUUGUCGACCAUUGGUUUGAUUCUUCUCCAAUUUGUCCUUUCUAGCGGUGGUCGCUAUGGCUGGGGAAACCCGUUCAUCAUCGUCAUCUUGAUACUGGCCGUGGGAAUUCUUGUUGGCUUUGUCAUGUAUGAGAAGUACAUCACUAACCCACUCAUGCCACUUUCUCUUUGGACAAUUCCAAACUUUGCUGGUCUUUGGAUUGCUGGAUUCACCUGCUAUGGAAGUUACCAAAACAUCAUCUACUAUAUUGUCUUGAUGGCUCAGAAGGUCGAUGGCCUCUCUGCCGGUGACACAGCCAUCCGACUUUUGCCGAUGGGUGCGAUCGGAUUUGUUGCAUCACUGGGAACUGGAAAGCUUCUCGAGUACAUGAAUGCGAAGUACUGCCUCAUCGCUGGUCUAGUCUUGUCUGUAUUGGCUGCAGUACCAAGUGCUGUGACUGCUACCCAGACAGAAAAUUUCUGGGUGAACACUCUUGCUACGUCACUUAUCAGCAUCUCCGCCGUUUCAUUUAUCUUCGUCACAACGAGUACGACUAUUCUAACGAGUGUUCCUGUCGAAGUUAAAAGUCUGUGUGGUGGAAUGCUCAACACGGCCUUCCAAAUAGGCUCUGGUGUUGCCCUUGCUAUCUCCGCUGCAACAACCUCAGCCGUCGACAUCGAAAAAGAACACGGCCUCCCCCAGCAAUACUCAACUGGACUCUGGUGCUCAACUGGAUUUGCAGGCCUCGGCCUCAUCAUUGGAAUCUUUGCAGUCCGUCGAAAAGGCGCAUACCCCAAAGACCGAUUGGGCGGCCCUGUGGCAAUAUAA
Molecule: messenger RNA, 1662 nt
Organism: Penicillium odoratum
Lineage: Eukaryota; Fungi; Ascomycota; Eurotiomycetes; Eurotiales; Aspergillaceae
Product: major facilitator superfamily-domain-containing protein
Exons: 4
Coding region: 1-1662 (553 amino acids)
Biological process (GO): transmembrane transport
Cellular component (GO): membrane
Molecular function (GO): transmembrane transporter activity
Source: RefSeq, a predicted model, not a curated record